AUGUCACAAGCCGAGUUAACGCGACACGUGACUGUGACAGGUCGCGACCUGUCGCUUUGUUACGCUGCCGGCGGCUCCCCACUCCCUGGUCGCCGUGGAACUCGGUGCUGUCGAAAUUCGCACUACCGGUCCCGGUCGUCCUCCAAUGCUAUGUCGGUAGCAACACCGACCAUUCUCCCUCGGAGUCCCCACUUCCCUCUCCUUCUCCCCAAACCGCCACAGCCGCACCCUGUCCCAUUACCAAAACAUGACCAGAGAACAGGUCGUCUCAACAGCCUGCGGGACCUGCAGCGCGAGAUGGACGAUCUCAGUGACGAGGAGGAGGAAAUCGUCGACAUGAGGGAGGACAUUCGUAACAGAGGGUUCAGCUUCCUCGUUCCCAUAGGUCGGACGUUCACUCGUCAUGAGGAGAAGAAUGAUGCUAGCGCGGACGAGCUGUCUGAUGAUUCCGAUGGUUCUGAAGGCUCAGAAGACGAAGAUAGUCCCUCAAUAAUGGAGGAUGAAGAGAAUGACACUGCGGAGGAGGAUCUUGAUGCAGACAUGGAGGAUCUAGACGAAGAAGGUUUAGACGAGGAAGAUGAGGAGGACGAGGAGCCGCCUUCAGACCGGUGA
Messenger RNA from Fibroporia radiculosa, 612 nucleotides. RefSeq lists its product as uncharacterized. Bases 1 to 612 code for a protein of 203 amino acids. The transcript is spliced from 4 exons. NCBI's taxonomy places the organism in Eukaryota, Fungi, Basidiomycota, Agaricomycetes, Polyporales, Fibroporiaceae. The record is from RefSeq and is a predicted model, not a curated record.